AUGACGGCCCACAGUAUGGGCGCCUUUGGCGCCUACAAAUACGCUUACAGUAGAUACUUACAGGAACGAGAGGACAAGGAAAAGGAGCGAAGGGAAUUGGAGGAAGGGCCUGAAACCGUGUGGGUAACAAAGCGAUACAUUCCAACUGACCUUCGUGUUACUGCUCCUGUUCCUCGUCAUAAACUGUUAGCCCCUAAAGACCUUCCACAGGCAGAGACCCAUUGGGUCCCUACCAUUGAACCUCCUCUCAGAAGUUAUGAUAGAGGUCCAGAGGCAGCUAUAUUUAAAUCACAUCCCAGCACUCGAUGUGAGGAGUACUCAACACUGAAGCAAAUGUUGCCAUCCAGUGGAAGUCUGAUCAGAGUGGCCCCUCCCAACUGGGGUACUGCCGGAGGGGUUCCUGUUAUGCACUCAUUGGUACCAUCACGCCGAUACCCCAUGAUCAACAGUCCAAUGACCAAGUAUGUGGAUGAUAUGCAUACAACCAACAAACUGUUCAAACUACAUUGA
Ylistrum balloti is the source of this 510-nucleotide messenger RNA. RefSeq lists its product as uncharacterized. NCBI's taxonomy places the organism in Eukaryota, Metazoa, Mollusca, Bivalvia, Pectinida, Pectinidae. The transcript is spliced from 2 exons. The record is from RefSeq and is a predicted model, not a curated record. Bases 1 to 510 code for a protein of 169 amino acids.